AUGUCGACCUCGCUGCCUUCCAAGGCAUCCAACAACCUCCUCUCGGUCAACUUCAACCAAGACCACAGCUGCGUGGCAGUCGGGACGAGGAGGGGCUACUCGAUCACCAACUGCGAGCCAUUCGGCCGCGUCUACUCCAACCCUUCGGGACCCACGUCGCUCGUCGAGAUGCUCUUCUGCACCUCGCUCGUCGCGCUCGUCGCCACCUCCGACAGCGACCCCAAGUCCAACGCCAGCCCGAGGCGCCUCCAGAUUGUCAACACCAAGCGGCAGUCGGUCAUCUGCGAGCUACUCUUCCCCACCGCCAUCCUCGGCGUCAAGCUCAACCGCAGGAGGCUCGUCGUCGUCCUUGAACAGGAAAUCUACAUCUACGACAUCAGCAACAUGAAGCUCCUGCACACCAUCGAGACCAGCCCCAACCCCAUGGCGAUAUGCGCGCUGUCGCCGUCGUCGGACAACUGCUACCUCGCCUACCCGUCGCCGGUCCCUUCGCCCACAUCGCCAUUUGCCAACUCGUCGGCCAACUCGUCGUCGUCGGCGUCCGGCUCGUCGUCGUCGUCGCCCGGCGAUGUCCUCAUCUUUGACCUCCUCUCGCUCUCGGUGACCAACAUCAUCCAGGCGCACAAGUCGCCCAUCUCGGCGCUCGCGCUCAACUCGACGGGCACCAUGCUCGCCACCGCCUCGGACAAGGGCACCGUCAUCCGCGUCUUUUCGGUCCCUGCCGCGCAGAAGCUCUACCAGUUCCGGCGCGGCAGCUACCCGGCCCGCAUCUACAGCAUCAACUUCAACGCCGUCAGCACGCUCCUCUGCGUCAGCUCCGACACCGAGACCGUCCACAUCUUCAAGCUCGCUGCAGCUGGGGCCAAGGGCGCUGCAGGUGCCAAAGGGCCACCGGCGGGAGUAUCGACGCCGAGCAUCUCGAGCUACGAUGGUAGCGAGGCGGGCAGCCCGACGGGGAGCAGCAACGGGAGAAACGGAGGGUACGAGGCGUUCAUCGACGGCAAGAAGAAGAGCGGAGGUCUGAGUGGCACGCUCAAGAGGCGGUCGAUGGCGCUCGGGCGCGGCAUGGCAGGGUCAGUGGGAGGCUACCUGCCCAACACGCUGACCGAGAUGUGGGAGCCGAGCCGCGACUUUGCCUACCUCAAGCUGCCGUCCCAGGGCGUCAGCUCCGUCGUCGCCGUCAGCUCGACGACACCACAGGUCAUGGUCGUCACGUCCGAGGGCUACUUUUACUCGUACAACAUCGACCUCGAGCACGGCGGAGAGUGCACGCUGAUGAAGCAGUACUCGCUGCUGGAGAACGAAGAGAACGGCAACGGCGCCGAGGCCAGCGAAUGA
Molecule: messenger RNA, 1338 nt
Organism: Pseudozyma flocculosa PF-1
Lineage: Eukaryota; Fungi; Basidiomycota; Ustilaginomycetes; Ustilaginales; Ustilaginaceae
Exons: 5
Coding region: 1-1338 (445 amino acids)
Biological process (GO): autophagy of mitochondrion; protein localization to phagophore assembly site; nucleophagy
Cellular component (GO): cytosol; extrinsic component of membrane; phagophore assembly site membrane
Molecular function (GO): protein binding; phosphatidylinositol-3-phosphate binding; phosphatidylinositol-3,5-bisphosphate binding
Source: RefSeq, a predicted model, not a curated record